CAGUUACGUUCCAAACAAUCAAGUACUCUUGUCCGGUUCUAUCACUUUUCAGUUGAAAUUGCAUUAGAUUGCGUAUUUCACCUUUUAGUUUACUUAUUCAGAUUAUUUUUAUUCAAAAUUACAUAAAAUUAGUCGUUUUUAGGUACUAGUUUCUCCUAACAACCUCUUGAAAGUGUUCCUCCAGUCCUAAAAUAACAAAAAAGAAGAGUUCAGACUUCCGACACCUAUUUAUUUGAACCCUGCUGUACACGCGAUCCCAAAUACGGGUAGUUCCUCCGUGUAAACAUUGCUGCGGCUGGCGUUCUCGCGAGACCCGAGCGGGUGUUUAUUAAUAGACCCCCCGGCUGAGCGUUAGACGAUCCGUCGAACUCUCCGUCGGCCAGGCCAGGCCAGCAGGCAGUCUCUGCUCGGCGUUCUUGCGGCCAGGAACUUUACGUUUCGGACCGCGACCUGCACUGCGGCCAAUGCCAUGAGACAUCGCCUUCGCCAUGAGCCGGCCAAUCUAUCACCAGGAGCCGCUUUUCUAUCAGCGCCCUGGCGUUAACAUCCGCCGCCUACGUCAUCCGCCGGGCAGUGUCUACGGGCGCAGCUACUCGCUCGAGGAGCAGCAACAGCCGCAGCAGCUCGUCUUCGAGGAGGACGUGGUCCCCGUGUAUCCAAAAUUCUUGUACACCCAGCAGCAGCAGCAGCAACGCGCUCAGUACCCCCUGUACCAAAUCGGUGAUUCCCUCAGCUCGCUGGACAGUGACUUUACGGACAAUGAGUACGGUGGAGCUGCCUAUAUCGUGGAGCAGCCCACAUCCAAGUCGACGCCCAAAGUGGUGCAGAAUCUGAACGCCCUGGGCCGGAUGUUGGAGCUGCUGCAGCGCUGUCCACUGCCCUGUCUCUCCUUCAACACGGCGUGCAUCUGCUCGCUGAUCGUCAUCUUCCUGUCGCCGCGUACCUGUGCCCAGAGUUUACUCUUUCCCGCUUUCAGAUUAUUUUGCGGCACCCUCUACCCGGCCUACGCCUCGUACAAGGCGGUCAGGACCAAGGAUGUCAAGGAAUAUGUCAAGUGGAUGAUGUACUGGAUAGUUUUUGCAUUUUUCACCUGCAUUGAAACCUUCACGGACAUAUUCUUCUCCUGGCUGCCGUUCUACUACGAGAUCAAAGUGGCCCUCGUCUUCUGGCUGCUCUCGCCGGCCACAAGAGGCAGUUCCACUCUUUAUCGCAAGUUCGUGCACCCGAUGUUGACGCGCCACGAACAGGAGAUUGAUGAGUACGUGAACCAGGCCAAGGAGCGCGGCUAUUCGGCGGUACUGCAGCUGGGUUCCAAGGGAGUCAACUAUGCCACCAAUGUGCUCAUGCAGACGGCCAUUAAGGGCGGCGGCAAUCUGGUGCAGACGAUCAAGCGGAGCUACAGCCUCAGCGACCUGAGCGAGCCGGAUAUGCAUCGCACCCAGGAUGAGUUGGAUAAUGUGAUGAUGUCGUCGAUGGUCUCAUCGGCGGUGGUGAUGCGUUCGCCCUCCACCGGAGGCAGGAUCUUGCGGCCACGCAACCAAACUCCAGUUGGCAGAUCGGCCAGCGGCACGCGACACUCCACUGGCAUGUACUUUACAGAGGUGGAUGUGUCCUCCAAGAAUACGGGCGACUUCAACUACAACAUUCGCAGCCAGGACGACAUCAGCUCCGGCUACUCGAGUGCCGAACCCGUUAGUGGUCUCAGCCGCACCUCCUCCAUGACGAAUGCUUCCAAGGCUCGAGCCAAGUCCAAACGCAACGAGUUGCUAGAGGAGAUGAGGGACGAGGUCUUCUUGGACAACCAGCUUUAUUAUCAAGGUGCGCAGGUGGUGGAUAGACCUGACCAGGCGGAAGUGGAAGAUCCUAAAGAUGAGGACUUUUAUGAAGCAUUGCCUUUGAUAGAAGAGGACGAGCAGGUGGCGAAAGACAACCCAGAAGGUUCCACUAUUGGGUCUGAAAACGAUCAAGUUUUUGAACCAAUUAAGGAGGAGGAAUCCGCAGCACCUUCAUCCAUCCCUGACAAUGAAAAACCAACCUCCACCGGUACCCCCAAUGUCCUGCCUCCAAUAGAUCCCUUUGUACUGGUACUGAGUGCUUCUGCAUCCCAGCCAGAUCCGUUUCUACCGGAGCGACAGCGGCCACUGUCCCCUCGCGAAUUGCGCGACACCUUGGAGGAGAUCAAGCACAGUUUUCGGGCGCAGUUGGAGCCUGAGGUUUCCUUUUCGGCCUCACCAUCGCCCCUGCUGCGGCCCAAGGCCAGUCACGGCAAGGGGCGGGCUCCGCCGCCACCUCUGCCUCCCAAGAGGCACUCCCUGAGCCCCCAGCCAGACGCCAUUAGCCAGACAUCCACGGGGAGCUUGGAGCGCAAGCCAGGACAAAUCCAUGUCUGCUAGCUGCACCACCUUGCCCCGAUCCAGUAGCCGCAAGUCGGAGAAGUCUCAAAUGGGUGGAGCAACUGCCUCCGGCCAGGCCAAAACACGCAACAAGUCGGAGAAGUAGUAAGAUGGAGCCAUUAGUCGCCACCGGAUGGGUGGCGAACGUGAAUUAGAAUCCAUAGAACAGAACCUCAUGUUUUAGUUUAUAUUGUAACUUAAUACGAAUACCAAUUACCGAUUACUGAUACUGAUUAUGAUUAUGAUGAUAUUAGCUCUAUAUGCAUA
Drosophila ananassae is the source of this 2660-nucleotide messenger RNA. RefSeq lists its product as uncharacterized. NCBI's taxonomy places the organism in Eukaryota, Metazoa, Arthropoda, Insecta, Diptera, Drosophilidae. Gene Ontology annotation, molecular function: microtubule binding. Gene Ontology annotation, biological process: endoplasmic reticulum tubular network organization. Gene Ontology annotation, cellular component: endoplasmic reticulum membrane; endoplasmic reticulum tubular network; cytoplasmic microtubule. The record is from RefSeq and is a predicted model, not a curated record.